CGAAACAAGGUAACAAAAAAGGAAUCAAAGGCCCAUUUGAGUGAUAUAUAUUCUUUCUCGUCUCAAAGCAGCCACUCUGAUUAGGGUUUGGGCAUCCUUCUUCUGAAAUGGGUAAGGGAACAGGUAGUUUCGGUAAGAGAAGGAACAAGACCCACACACUCUGUAUUAGGUGUGGCCGUCGCAGUUUCCAUCUCCAGAAAAGUCGCUGCUCAGCAUGUGCUUACCCAGCUGCACGUGUCAGGAAAUAUAACUGGAGUGUUAAGGCUAUUAGGAGAAAGACUACUGGAACUGGUAGGAUGAGGUAUUUGCGUCAUGUGCCUCGCAGAUUCAAAAGUGGAUUCAGAGAAGGGACCGAAGCUGCACCCAGGAAGAAGGGAGCAGCUGCCUCUGCAUAAGAAUUUGGAAGAUCAUUAUCAGCUGGUCUAAUUAAUUUUAGGAGCUAAGUUUUUGUGUUGGAACAUGGAUCUUCUAAACAUUAUUCUAUCUUUUGUUUUGAUUUCCUCUUUUAAUAUAUAGUUGCAUUGUGUUUCAACAUGAGGUUUGUAAGACAAUUUUGUUGUUUAAUGAGAAUUUGAGUUGGAUAUU
This is a messenger RNA of Cicer arietinum (chickpea), 585 nucleotides long. Its product is annotated as large ribosomal subunit protein eL37x. The record is from RefSeq and is a predicted model, not a curated record. Gene Ontology annotation, biological process: translation. Gene Ontology annotation, molecular function: structural constituent of ribosome; RNA binding. Gene Ontology annotation, cellular component: ribosome; cytosolic large ribosomal subunit. NCBI's taxonomy places the organism in Eukaryota, Viridiplantae, Streptophyta, Magnoliopsida, Fabales, Fabaceae.